UUUUUCACCUGGAGCGAGAAAUUCCGUUGGAAGUGACAGUGCUUUUUGCAGCGUGUGAGUUAUGUCGCUGGAGAACCGCAUUAUCCAUGGUGUGCUGGACAAUCAUGAGGGAUUUCUGCGUCGCCAUCUCGUUCUCACGCCAACCGUCAUUGAAGAACUCAGACGAAGGGUCAUUAUAACAAGCAGUACCAAGGACAGAAUGGCCAAGGUUUCCCCCGACGCUCAAAUCACGCUUUUGAUUGACAUCCUACGUCGCCGUGGAAUCCGAACUCUGGCCAAGUUUCUGCGUAUCCUAAAAGAGUCCUUAGAUGGAUGGAUAGCGGACAAAAUACUGAGCACAGACCUGCGAGUACUCAACAAAUACACUCUAACAGACGACAGAACGCUGACUGAUUUUAUCAUUCGGGUCUGUGGACCACCUACCCCGGAAACCAAGCCGGAACCGCCCAUUAAACAGACGACAGAACCAGCAGCAGGUCGUUUCACAAUAAACAAUCAAAUCCAAAGACCACCAAAGCAACCCAGAAAUGAACAUGAAGGAGGAAUGAUAUAUUUCUUUCCUACUCCCCCUACACAAAUUGCAGAAGUACCAGGACAAGUUCAACAUCUGCAUCACGUUUUUGAAGAAAGAAACCAUCAGAUCAGUAACACCUUGUCUGUAUUAAAACAAGAGGAACAAGCGAUAAAAGAUAUACUGGAGAAAAAUGUCUCAGAGCAACGACAUCUAAACAAGAACCAAAUGGCUAUUCACGAUAUAAGCAGACGACUGCAGUCCAUACACCACGAGGCGGGACAACUUCUGAAAUCGGCGCCAAAUGACGACAUUGUAAGAAAAAGAUUGCAUCACUUACACGAGGUACCUUGGAACUCGACAAAACCCAGACACAAAAUGAUUUGAGACACAAAGUGCAA
This is a messenger RNA of Saccostrea cuccullata (small rock oyster), 912 nucleotides long. RefSeq lists its product as uncharacterized. The transcript is spliced from 2 exons. Lineage: Eukaryota; Metazoa; Mollusca; Bivalvia; Ostreida; Ostreidae. Bases 62 to 898 code for a protein of 278 amino acids. The record is from RefSeq and is a predicted model, not a curated record.